AAUUAAAAUAGUAUACUGAUUUCAUAAAAGAAUCGGAAUAAAAAAAGGGAAAGAAAUCCAUAAAGGAAAAAGAAAAUGGCGGAAAAAGGAGAAAAAAGAAAAAGCGAUCCAUUUAACGGCGUUAACUCGACCAUGCUUUCCCGUCAUAUAUCCGACUUCCGCAGCCCUUCCCCCCAAUUUUCACUGCCCUUUAUCUCUCCUCUCUCUCUCUCUCUCUACUUUCAGUUCUCUACACAAAUCUCUAAUCUAAUUCUCAAAACCACCCAAAACCACCAAAUCGCCACCGCAUCCGAACCCUAGCGCAACACCGUCACCACCAUGAAAUCCCACUUAUAUCUCCCAUAAACCUCAUAACCCCAAAUUAGUGUUCCAAUCAAACCUCAAAACACACACACACAAAGUGAGGAAGAAAUUCAUCCGCAGCCAUGGCGAUUUCCUCAACUUCCUCCCCACUGGUCCCCGCCCUAAUCCUCCUCCUCUCCCUACCGGUCCUCUUCUUCUUCCUCGCACCUCGAAUCCUGCCGCCGCGCCAAAUCUCCAUCUCCCUCCCCGACGAGCUCGACGACCUCUCCCUUUUCCACAAGGCCAUCGCCAUGGACUCCGCCAAUUUCUCCCGCCGCCCCGUCCGCCUCCCCGCCGCCAAAUCGCACCUCUCCGCCGGUCUCCGCCGCCCCAAAAUCGCAUUCCUUUUUCUCACCAACUCGAACCUCCACUUCGCCCCCCUCUGGGAGCGCUUCUUCUCCAAUGCCACACUCAAGCACUACAACAUCUACAUCCACGCUGACCCCUUCGUCAAAAUCGCCCCCUUCGAAGGCGUCUUCAAGGACAGGCUCAUCCCCUCGAAGCGAACCCAGCGAUCCUCGCCGACUCUCAUCUCCGCCGCGCGCCGCCUCCUCGCGACGGCGAUGCUCGACGACCCGUCCAACGCCUACUUCGCCCUGAUCUCGCAGCACUGCAUCCCGCUCCACUCGUUCAACUACCUAUACAAUUUCCUCUUCGAUCUGGGCAGGUUGUCGCGGAACUUGGAGUUCUCGAGCUACAUUGAGAUUCUCGACAGUGAAUCGACUCUAUGGGAUCGGUACAACGCUAGGGGCCCGAAUGUGAUGCUACCCGAGGUCAAUUUCGAUCAAUUCCGCGUCGGAUCACAGUUUUUCGUGCUCACGCGAAGGCACGCGUUGAUGGUGAUUAAGGACAGGCAGCUUUGGCGGAAAUUCAAACUGCCUUGCUUAAAUGUGGAGUCCUGUUAUCCAGAAGAGCACUAUUUCCCCACACUUUUGUCGAUGCAGGAUCCCAAUGGCUGCAGCCACUAUACACUGACUAGGGUUAAUUGGACUGAUAGUGUCAAUGGCCAUCCGCACACUUAUCACCCUCCCGAGUUGUCACCCGAGCUCAUUUACAGGCUUAGGGAGUCAAAUUCGAGCUAUUCGCAUAUGUUCGCGAGGAAAUUCUCACCCGAUUGCUUGAAGCCUCUGAUGGAAAUGGCGGACGAGGCUAUCUUUAAGGACUAAUCAUUUUGCCAUCGAAGAAGGAACAUUGAAGGCAAAUUUUGAGAGUCUUUUGGAAGGAAAGGAUGUUGAAACCUGAGCGGGAUUAGGUUCUUUAAGUGGCUGGUAAAAAUAAAUGCCCUAAACCUAAGUAACCCCAUGGUUUUCCAUCUCAAGCAAUUUUAAGUGUCAUUUAAAUGUGUAGGACUGCAAACUAUGUUUAUUGUGGUGUAAUUUGGUGGUGUGAUGCUUUCUCAAUGGUGGUUCAAUAGGGCUUUGUACACAUCCCACAAUAGAUAGAGUGGUUGGAAUUGUGAUUGGGACUUUUGGUCCCUUUUGUUUAUAGUUGUAAAUAUGUAUGAAUGGUAUGGAUGGCCAAGUUUGAGAAAAAAGGAACAAUUCUUGGCUCAACAUAAUGAAGCAAUGCCUAUUUCAUUUCCCUUCA
Molecule: messenger RNA, 1929 nt
Organism: Salvia miltiorrhiza (redroot sage)
Lineage: Eukaryota; Viridiplantae; Streptophyta; Magnoliopsida; Lamiales; Lamiaceae
Product: glycosyltransferase BC10-like
Exons: 2
Coding region: 426-1508 (360 amino acids)
Cellular component (GO): membrane
Molecular function (GO): glycosyltransferase activity
Source: RefSeq, a predicted model, not a curated record